This is a messenger RNA of Esox lucius (northern pike), 3149 nucleotides long. RefSeq names its product lipase maturation factor 2b (gene lmf2b). Bases 139 to 2271 code for a protein of 710 amino acids. The record is from RefSeq and is a predicted model, not a curated record. NCBI's taxonomy places the organism in Eukaryota, Metazoa, Chordata, Actinopteri, Esociformes, Esocidae. The transcript is spliced from 14 exons. Gene Ontology annotation, cellular component: endoplasmic reticulum membrane. Gene Ontology annotation, biological process: protein maturation.
GGGAAGUAAAAAGAAACCAACACAAAUAACACGCCUUCCAAGCAAUCAAGUUUUUUUUUCUUUUCUCACUGCUGCAUUUUAACCUCUCUGUAUUUUGUGUUAUAAGAGAUAUAUAUGUUAUACGCCUAAUCGGUAAACAUGGGGGAAACCAGAUUACCGCGUCAUAUGUUUCUAUGGAUUAUGACAAUUAUUUACAUGUUUGCUUUUGCAUCCCUCUACGUCCAGAUACCAGGCCUCUAUGGCAAUGAAGGGGUUUUGCCGGUGCUCCAGAUGGAGCCCCACAUGAGUGACUCCAAGCCAGUGUUCGAGUACCUCCGUGAACAUCCCUCCCUUCUGUGGUUGAUGCCUCGCCUGGGUCUCGACUUGGAUGCCCAGCAAGUCAUGGAGCUACUCUGUCUGACAGGGGCACUGCUGUCCCUGGGAGCAGCCCUGCUGGAGCCCCUCCGAGACAGCAUCACCUUCUUCUGCCUUUGGGCCCUCUAUCUCUCCCUCUGCCAGGUGGGUGAAGAGUUUCUGCAUUUUCACUGGGACAGUCUGCUUUUGGAAGCAGGUUUCCUGGCAGUGCUCAUUGCUCCACUGAACCUCCUGCGGCGUCGCUCAGUAUUCCGUCACCAUGAUGCUAUGACCUUCUGGUUGGUGCGCUGGCUCCUUUUCCGGGUCACCUUUGGCUCCGGGGUGGCCAAGCUGGCCAACCACUGUCCUAGCUGGUGGGGGCUCACUGCUGCAAAGCACAUGGUUGAGACCCAGGGCAUCCCGUCCCCCUUGUCUUGGUUCCUUCGGCAGCUGCCAGACUGGUACCUGAAGCUGGUGACUGUCUCUAUAUUGGUGAUGGAAAUUGCUGUGCCCUUCCUCUACUUCGCCCCCAUUCGCUAUCUCAGAUUGGCAGCCUUCUACCUACAGGCAGCAUGCCAAGUCCAGUUAAUGCUGUAUGGGAACUAUGGCUUCCUCCCUCUCCUAUCCCUGGCUCUGACAUUCUCUCUUUUGGAUGAUGACCACGUCAGCUACUGGUUGGGCCACAGCAAGAGGAGAGCCAAGACCUGGCCACAAACCAUAACAUCAUUGAUAGUGUUGCUGAUGGAUUUAGCUGUUUUUGCCAUCAUCACCUAUGGAACUAAAGUUCUUUUUACUCUGGAGAUCGACUGGGAGGCCAAGACAAUAUCCUCCAAAACCGCCUUCACUCAGCAGCAGUUUGAAAAUUGGAUGAAGCUGGUGACAGUGCCCACUGUCUGGGUAGGAAUUCUCUCUCUCACCUGGGAGGUGGUUGCAGCAAUGCUUGGGUGUGUGUGUGUUCGAGGGUUUCUCUGGAAACUAUGGGGUCUCGUCCAAUGGGCUGUGUUUGCCUCUGCUGUGGUCGCUGUGUUCACUCUCAGUGUGGUGCCCUACUCGUCCAUAAUGCAGAUAUCUAGCAGUAAGAUCCUACCGGAGGUGAAAAAGGCCUACAGCCUAGUGGAGCGCUACAGACUCGUCAGUGCCUACAGACUGGAUAACAAGAUUAACAGUGUGGAUGGGAGGCCAGAGAUAAUUUUAGAGGGCAGCAUGGACAAAAACACCUGGACGGAGAUAGAGUUUAUGUACAAGCCAGGGAAAGUGGACGUGGCCCCUCCAGUGGUGACACCCCACCUGCCACGGUUAGACUGGCAGAUGAGCCAGGCAGCACAAAGAACGGCUGAACACAGCCCCUGGUUCACUGGCCUUGUCCACCGCCUCCUGCAUGGGAACAAGGAUGUGGUGAGGCUGAUCCAGACAGACUCAGUCCAGUACCCCUUCAGCCAGGCCCCUCCAGGCUACAUCCGAGCCAGACUCUACAAAUACUUGUUCACUCAGACUACACAGGACGGGUCUACUCCUAAAGCGUGGUGGAGAAGACACUUUGUUGAGGAGUUCUAUCCCACAGUGCAGCUGGGUGACCCCAUCCUGAAGGCUAUGCUCAGUCAACACAGACUCACGGAGCAGAUUCCGGUCCAGCCCAGUUCCAACUGUCUUCUGGCCCAGGUUUUGCAACUGGUGCGGGGCCACAUUCAGGCUCUACCUGUCCACCUGGUGCUUUGGUCCCUUUUGGCCACUGUCACUUCCAUCUGGCUUCUCAAAACCCUGGUCUCUGGGGCCCUGGGGGGCAGAAAGUGUAAAUCCUUCCAGUCCGAAUCAAAAGUCAAGAAGAUGAAGGACCACCCAGCAGAGAGAAGCGCCCCAGCCUCCAUUCUCAAAGCAGAGAACGAGAACUCAGUGGAGAGGAGACAGGAUGCUGACGUGAGCUCUAGGAAAAGAAAGUGAUGCGGGACUGCUGCCAUGAGACUUCCUGGCAGGAGUGUUGUCAAUCUCAGGUGUUUCCACGGUGACUGCCAAACGGAUCAGCUCUGUGACCGAAACCACCACUUUGGCCUUGUACUCAGUAAAUUGUCCUUUGUGCAAACACAUACUGUACACACACACAUUAACAAAAAACAUGUCUAUUUUCUCUGACUCCUUAUGUCACAAAUAUAAGUUCAGCCUGUGGGUUUGUCUCUUGUUGCAGUGCAGUGCUUUGUUAAGAGUCUAUAUUGUAGCUUCGGCAUUCCUGUUGGUUCCUGCAGGGAGCAUUUGUCAUUGGAUUUGAUACAAAAUCUGAGAAUGCCUUUGUAUCAUUUCUUGUCCAAUUGUUGCUAAUUUUAUCCUACAUUUUUCAUAUGAUGGGCAUGGAUCCAAAGUGCUGCUUUUGGGUUGAGUGUUGUUUUUCUGUAAACAAUGAAAUGCAGAUAUGUGGUUUAAUAUAGGGUAACAUGGGGCCAAAUGCCCCCUGGGGUAAGUCCCCCCCCCCCCCAUGUAACUAUUACUAAAAACACAAUGUCACCAUUCUUUUUUUCAACACCCCCUCUGGCUACCACUAGUCUUAAUCAACUAAAAGUGUCCCCUGUAUCAUCACACCUUCUCAGUCAACUAUUAUUAUUUUUUUCAAAUUUUAAGGACUGCUGGGAUUUAAAACAUUGCCUUAUUUAAAUGAUAAGUUUAGUUUACCUGUGUAAACCCGGCCCCGGAUAAGCGGAAGAUGAUGGAUGGAUGGAAGUUUAGUUUAACUGUAUGAAAUUGCGUUUAAGGAAAAUGUAAGUGGUGUUAAAAAAAAUAAAAUGUCUUAUUCUCCUUAGGAAUCUGAUUCCCUGGGGGGCAGAUCCCUA